AUAUGUGUGUGACUUGUAUAUUAGUCAAACUGCAAUCACAUCUUAAAGUUCAUUGUAGUUUCUAAUCUUAUGGUAACUGUUAAGUUGUGAUUUAAUUUUUUCCCUUUGUUUUUGGAGUGUUAACAGCUCUUGGUGCAUAUAAAAGAUCUGUAAACUUGCAAAGACUAAAGACUCAACCCCAAGGAGAUAUUCUUUAUAAAUAGUAUUGUUCACGCCAUGUCGUGGAGACGCUGUGUGCUUCGCUGCGAAAGAAAAAGUACUUUAUUUGGCCUCCCAAAAGAUGACACAGCAAGAAAUCUGUGGCUGAGUUUUAUUUACAACACUGUUCCAGAGCAGUACAACACAAAUAUUCGAGUUUGUGCUGCGCACUUCACCGAGGAUUGUUUUCUGAACCUGGGAGAGUACAAGGCCAACUGUGCACAAAGACUUUUACUCAAAAGUGGGGCAGUUCCAACUUUACAAGGACAGUCUGGCGCUUCUGACUCGCAGCCUAGGACAUCUCAGCAAGCCCUUGGUACAGAACAGUUAUCAACUUCAUCCAGAAGUCGUGACGUUUCAUGUCAAACGGACAGUAUAGAAACACUGCCUGCUGCGUCUCCAAAAACACGAUCUGUUGGCACACAACUGUCUUUGGGUACACUAAAGGACACGCAUGCAUGGAGUAAAGGAACCUGGGGUACGGUUACUUCUUUUGAUGUAGGUGCUGAAACUACUCCCAGUUUCCCCUUAAGAGCCCUGUCUUCAACUCCCAUCACAUUCCCACAACAGAAAAGGCCUCGUUUUGAGCUGAAUGAAGAGGAGGAAGACACAGACAUUUCUGAAAGCAUAGCUGAACCACAACACUCUGCGGUUACAGAGGAGUCCGGAUUAUGGGAACAGAGCGCAUACAAUGUGUCAAAAUACAUCGUUUUUGAAAGCUGCCUCCGAGAGCUAUUUGAAACAUGUCCACUUUGCAAAACAAAGUGUGAUGUUCAAUGUAGACGAAUGGGCAGCUAUGUGUCAUUCACCCAGCGUUGUCCAAAGUGCAGUUAUCACAGAAAGUGGGAGAGUCAGCCAGUCAUUGGAAGUACACCUGUUGGAAACCUACUGAUGUCUGCAGCCACUUACUUCUGUGGUGCAUCCUUCCUUCAAUUUGAAAAGAUUUGCAAGGCCAUGCAGCUUCAGAUCAUCCAAUAUGAGACAUUUAGGAGGCAUGCUGAGAACUACCUAGAGCCUGCUGUAAUACACAAGUGGAACUUGGAUCAGAAAAACCUUUUCAGGAAACUGCAAGAAGGGGGAAAGAUUGCAGUUGCUGGAGAAAUGAGGGCUGAUACACCGGGGUACUCGGCAAAAUACGGCAUCUACACUUUGAUGCACCCAGACAGCAACACUGUUCUUGACAUGCAGCUUGUUCAGAGCAACGAGGUAGGGGGUAGCUGCCACAUGGAGAAGGAGGGCUUGAAGCGUUGUCUAGAUCAUCUGGAGGCUAACAGUUUGGCAGUGGAAUACAUCAUAACGGAUCGUCAUCCACAGAUCCAGAAGUUUCUCAGAGAGUGCAACAUCGUACAGUUCUACGAUGUGUGGCACUUCGAAAAAGGUUUGUCUAAAAAGUUGAACAAACUGUCACAAAAAAAGGGGUACCAAAUACUGAAGAAGUGGUUGCGCAGCAUCAAGAAUCACGUAUACUGGAGUGCUAAGUCGUCUACUUCUGGUCCCGAGAAGGUGGCCAAAUGGACUUCCCUGCUCAACCACAUCCAAAAUAAACACAUCCAUGAGAACCCUGAAUUCCCGAAAUGUGCACAUCCAGAGAAAGUGUCCAGAGAUCCCAAAAAAUGGUUCCAACCAGGGUCAAUGCCUCUCUACAAAGUGGAAAAGAUCCUGAACAAUAAGCGAGUCCUAAAGGACGUGGAAAAGCUCAGUCACCAUUACAGGACAUCUUCACUAGAGGCCUUUCACAGGGUGAUCCUGCGUUUGGCCCACAAGAAUGUCAUUGUUUCCUUCAUUGGAAUGUUGUGCAGGUUGUACCUGGCAGCAAUGCACUACAAUGAGCAGGCAACGACAGCUUCAGGACAACCUAUGAACAAGGUUGCUUUUUCAAAGUCAAAGAAGGGUGCAUGCACUGCAAAGCCACUUGAAACAGCCCCUUCAUAUGACUGUGUAGCUGACUUGAUGAAGCUGGUCUUUAAAGAGGUGUUUGCAGACCCCGCACCAUUUGUAAAGGAGCUAAAACAAAUCCCCAUUCCUCCAUUCCUGUCCUCCCAGUUUGAAAGACCUUCAAAGGAGGAGGUUGUUGGCUGCCACAUCUCAUGCUUCAGUCAAGGGGCGGUCCAAAGCCUACAAGCUGUCCAUCCGGAUCAGGGAACUCCUGCCGAAUCCGAAGCACAACACCGGGGCGGGAGAACAACUCUGACAUUCUGUCCUAAAUAGCACCCGCUUACAGUACUGCCUUAAAGACGGAUGUGGACACUAGUAUAUUUUUGAGAAUGUGUACAUGCUUACUGUUAUAUGCCUUAUCCUUUGUUUUUUACGACAAAUAAAUCUUUUGAAGAAAA
Molecule: messenger RNA, 2531 nt
Organism: Carassius carassius (crucian carp)
Lineage: Eukaryota; Metazoa; Chordata; Actinopteri; Cypriniformes; Cyprinidae
Exons: 12
Coding region: 217-2406 (729 amino acids)
Source: RefSeq, a predicted model, not a curated record